CAUGACGUCACGCACAUGACGUCUCGCCAACCAGGGUCUCACUUGGCAACCGGAGUCCAUUCUUCCUUUCGAAAAAUAGCAACACUCUGUUGUGGAAAUUAGUCCGUCAAAUCGGACCAUAAUUUGCAGUUUCGGACGUAAAUCGGCAUUUUGGACAACGAUUUAUCACAAUGACACUGGGGAUGUAGCGGUAUCAGACUUUCCGUUGUGUAACGGGUCGUUUCAAUGGAAGAAUGUCCAUACGGGUCAUCCCUCAGCCAAGUCAAAGGACUCGCUCUAUGCUAACAACGGGAGAUAUGUUCACCACACACAACGCAAUCAUUGACCCUGCGACUCAUCAUCUCCCAGCUAUAACCGCCAACCAAACAGUCGGAGGUGGGCCACAUGUGAGUAGCGGAGGGGUAAAGGUACAGCAAAUGUAUGAAAAUAAAAACCUCCCUGACAAACGAGAGAUCCAAUAUGGCGGCGACCGCGGAGAACAAACCGAUCAUCCCCAUCAGUCUACCGGUCAUACUCAAUCCCUCCCGUCCGUACCUCCACGGCCAAGCUCGAGCGGAGGAAGUGUCACGAGUAAAGGCGGGUCGGCAGCACGUAGAGGUAACUGUAUGAGCCCUGAAACUGCAAUGAAGCAAUACAUGCAUAAACUCAGUUCAUUUGAACAUCAUGAAAUUUUUAAUUACUCUCAAAUAUUUUUCGUGGGCCAAAAUGCAAAGAAAAGACAAGGGGUUAUUGGAGGUGCAAAUAACAAUGGAUAUGAUGAUGAAAAUGGUUCAUACAUUCAUGUCCCACAUGAUCAUAUAUCUUAUCGCUAUGAAGUGCUGAGAGUCAUAGGAAAAGGUAGUUUUGGUCAGGUUGUCAAAGUCUAUGAUCACAAGCAAGGACAACAUGUUGCAUUGAAAAUGGUCAGAAAUGAGAAAAGAUUUCACCGCCAAGCUAAAGAAGAAAUUAGAAUAUUAGAACAUUUGAAGAAACAAGAUAAGGAUAAUACUAUGAACAUUGUCCACAUGUAUGAAGAAUUCACCUUCAGAAAUCACACAUGUAUCACAUUUGAACUGCUGAGUAUGAACUUGUAUGAGCUAAUAAAGAAGAACAAAUUCCAGGGAUUCAGUUUGCAGCUUGUACGCAAAUUUGCACACUCCAUAUUGCAAUGUCUAGAUGCUUUGUACAAGAACCGUAUCAUUCACUGUGAUCUCAAACCAGAAAACAUUCUCUUGAAACAACAAGGCAGAAGUGGCAUCAAGGUUAUUGAUUUUGGAUCUAGCUGCUAUGAGCAUCAGAGAAUAUAUACUUACAUACAGUCAAGGUUUUACAGAGCACCAGAAGUGAUAUUGGGUGCCAAGUAUGGCAUGCCGAUCGAUAUGUGGAGCUUGGGGUGUAUCCUUGCAGAAUUGCUAACUGGAUACCCACUGUUUCCUGGUGAAGAUGAAGGCGACCAGCUAGCUUGCAUUAUUGAGCUUCAAGGCAUGCCACCACAAAAACUCCUGGAUGGGUCAAAAAGGGCUCGCAAUUUCAUCAGUUCCAAGGGAUAUCCUCGAUACUGCACAGUGACCACAUUACCAAAUGGAAGCACUACACUCCAUGGGGGUAGAUCUCGCAGAGGUAAAGAAAGAAAGCCUCCAGGAACUAAAGAUAUUGUCUCUGCUUUAAAAGGUUGUGAUGAUCCAAUGUUUUUGGACUUCCUCAAACGUAGUUUGGAUUGGGACCCAGCUACAAGAAUGACACCAGGCCAAGCACUGAGACAUGCUUGGUUAAGACGUCGCCUACCAAAGCCGCCUCCGUCAAAUGAUAACAGGUUGGACUCCGGAGCUCGACGAAAUUCAUCAGGGAACCGAAGCUCGGUCCAGAAACUUGCCAACACCACAGUUACAACGAGUGGCAAGUCAAGGCAGAUAGGCCUACCAGAUGAUGUCAUUAACACUAGAACAAAACUGCCACAAAUUGGAUCAACAUUAUAGAUUUUAAUUACAGAAGAGUCAGGAUACAGUGUUGUGUCAUGAUUAAUAAAGGUUGAAACCUAAGCCGUCCAUUGCUGCUUGAAGCUUCAGUGUGAUAAAAUCUUCACAAGCCAAAUUCCUUAAGGCAUAUCACGGUGCAAGAUCUUUUAACUUUUAAUCAUGUGUAAUAGUUGUGAAGAAACUUUACAAAUAGUCUGAGAUCUGUUUGAAUUUGUGGAACACCAAGGAUACAACAAGGAUGAACCGUCUGCAACAAGUAUCAGUGUCAAAAAGCAUGAUAUGUAUUGUUUUCAUGCACUCACAGGAAGUACAGUUUGUGCACCAACAGUUUGUUUCAACAUGGUUUUCUUUUAAGUUGUGAUAAAGCUUCAUGGAAGUGAGUUUUAUUUUUACCAGCCAAUAUCUGUGAUGUGACUAAAUGCAAUAUUAUCAGGGUCCAGAUGGUUGAUAAUUCAUGUGUGUGGAACAAGCUAUCUUUUCUUACCAAUGGUUUCAGUGCCCAAGUUGAAAACCACAAGUAGACUUGUAACUGACAAUUUAUCUAAAUUCUUUAUCCUGUGAUUAAGGACACAUUAAGUAUAGUGACAUGCACUAUGUGAUUAGUCAGUGUAAGAACAUCACCAACGUGCAGCAGUUUGUUACUUGAGUAUCAAAAUUUGGUAUAGUUAGUGCAUAAUGUAAUUAAGUGGAACCAGGUUGUCAAGUGUUACUGCACUUUCCUUCCUUUAGCCUACUGCAAUGCACAAUCGAAAGGUGUCUCAAGAUCAAAAUGUGAUAUCACUACUAAACUAGGUCACUUAUUUUACAAUCCCAUCAUUUCCAGUGUGUGCUACUUGUGUUGAUUAUUGUUGUUUGAAGUGGUUGAAUGCUCUGUGUAUAAUAUUAAGUCAGCUGUUAAUGGCUCAUUGUAAAUAUAUGACAUAGUUAUAUCCUUGUACAGUUUUAAUAUAACACAUAUUAUUAUCAUGAUGAAUGAAACUGGAUUUUAGUCUGAUUUGUAUUUUAGGAGUGAUAACUCUUUUUAGAUUGUCAAUAAAAUAUUUUUAACUGAAGUGUAAAACAAGUUUAACUCAAUUAAAUCAGUAAGAACACUAAUGGUAUGUCUUGUUCUGAAGUAAGUGCUUAUCUAAUGUGUGAUUUGUUUUACUGGUUUUAUUCAGACAACCAUUUUGAUAACUGUGAAUGUUUUUAUUGGGCAUUUAUUUUUUUAUGUGAUUCCUCUAGUGUGAAGAUUAGAUAUGGUUACUUUCUAAUAUGUUAUUAUUGUCUCUUUCACUUUAUGUAUGUUCCAUUUCAAAACCAGAGUUUGAGCUAUGAGUGUAGAUCAUAAUGAAAUUUUAAGUUUCGUUUGCUCCAGGUUAUUGGUUAACUUUGAAGUGGAAUGAACCUACAAGUAAGGUAUAUAUUUGUUUUGAAUACAUCAAGAAAGUUUGCCAGGUAUUGUCAGCAUAAUCAACAACACUUAGAUUAAUGAACUAUAUCUAUAUCUUAUUCAGUUUAUUGAUAAACAAACAACAACAGUCAUUAAAGUUUCUCUGUCAAUUUUGUUUCUUUGGACAUGUUCAAAUUGAUUCAUCAGGGUUCUCAUAUGAAAGCUUUUAUUUAAGUUGGUGUCCAAGAAAGAGAAGGGUAGCAGUGGGACAGAAAAUGACGAGGUAAAGGACUACAUCAGUGAGCAACUUUUUGUAAUGAGUUUAUGAAAAACUCUCAUGGUCAGGCCCAAUGGAAACAUUCAUAAAGUCUUCACUGAUAUUGUGAACUCAUAUCACUGAUUGUCGUAUUAAAAUUAUUUUUCAAGGA
Molecule: messenger RNA, 3755 nt
Organism: Haliotis rufescens (red abalone)
Lineage: Eukaryota; Metazoa; Mollusca; Gastropoda; Lepetellida; Haliotidae
Product: dual specificity tyrosine-phosphorylation-regulated kinase 2-like
Exons: 1
Coding region: 234-1955 (573 amino acids)
Biological process (GO): peptidyl-threonine phosphorylation; peptidyl-serine phosphorylation
Cellular component (GO): nucleus
Molecular function (GO): ATP binding; protein serine/threonine kinase activity; protein serine/threonine/tyrosine kinase activity
Source: RefSeq, a predicted model, not a curated record